CAGUCUUCUUUGUUUCGAGUUUCAAGUUUCAACGCCAACGUUGUUUGUUUUUGGUUUUUGAACGCCGUUUUCCAUUCAAUUCAACAAUGAACAUUUACGUCAACUCGCCCGUGUGCUCGGCCGGUCCUGAUCCCACGUCAAUCCUCGCCGUGUCUGCAUCGCACUGUCCUCGCCUUGGCGGCCCUGCGGCGGCUGCAGCCAUGGUCGUGGGAACGCUCGGACGCGUCACCUUCCUUUCCUUUUCGGCCACUGCGGGGCUCACCUGCGCCCUCGGAGGCAUCUACCUCACGGCCAACCCGGUCUAUGUCAUGUCGCGCGUGUUUGAGCUGCGCAAGCGAGGCAUUGCUGCAGCUGCGGCGGCGGCUGCCGGGCAGGACGAUGAUGACGCCAGAGUUUCAGAAUCCGCCAAGACAAUCGAAGCGAACUCGACCGCGCUCGGCAUCCAGCUUGUCCACGCCGCAGGAUUGUCCAUGACAGCGACAGGCCUCAUUCUGCUGCACGCAGUGUUUUCCGAGGGCGCAUCCAACCGUGUCAUGUGGACGACCAUCUGGAGUCUGUUCCCAAUGGCGUCCCUGCUGCCAGUGUACAUGCAACUCAAACAAGCUUGAAACCAGGUGCGGGUUGCAACCAAACCAUUUUGUAGACAAAAAAAAAAAAAGUUCUUGUACAAAGUAAAACCAGAAACUUCAGAAUACAGAUAGCAGCAGAAACAAAAAA
Messenger RNA from Capsaspora owczarzaki ATCC 30864, 717 nucleotides. RefSeq lists its product as hypothetical. The record is from RefSeq and is a predicted model, not a curated record. The transcript has 2 exons. Lineage: Eukaryota; Filasterea; Ministeriida; Capsasporidae. Bases 87 to 608 code for a protein of 173 amino acids.